Messenger RNA from Lactuca saligna, 1052 nucleotides. Lineage: Eukaryota; Viridiplantae; Streptophyta; Magnoliopsida; Asterales; Asteraceae. The record is from the annotation of a GenBank genome assembly.
AUGGGGAAGGAGAAAAGAGGGACUAGACUCUUCGUCGGAGGUCCCAUGGCGGCGGCGUAUUCCAGUGAGAGGCAAGAUGAAGGAGAGGGUGAGGAAGAAGUUAAGGCGAAUCAAGCAAUUGGCUACUGUGUUGAGCCUCUCAACUCAACAAGUGACACGCGAUAUGGGUGGGGUGGACUUGGUGUAGUCUCUGCUUUAAAGAAACCCAGUGAUGGUAUCCACCUGGUGCAUCUCGAUUCCGGUAACAACGAGAUGAAAGAAAAAAAUUAUGGGAAAGAAAUUUAUAUGUACAGAGCCUUCCACGGAAACGGUGUACCCAUUUCCUACCGCCACGUGUCUCCGUCAUCUCUUCUCGAAAAUACGUGUCUCUUCUUCCCGAAUAUAUUUAGGUUCCAUCAUUCUUCAAUGGCGUUAAGAGCAACUAAUUUGGUGAAAUCAAUGGUGAAUCGGUCAAGAGGAAUGUCAGCUUUUUCUACAUCAACUUCCCCUAAGAUGAAAGCUUACUCCCCAACCGCUGAUCACAGCUAUGGUCACCAUGAUCCGAAACCCAGUCUGGUGAAAGGUGCGUAUGCACCGGUUUACAUCUCGCUGGGGUUGAUUAUGAUGUCGGUUAGCAUCGGAGUGUUCACUGCGACGCAUCAACUUAGAAGGGCGCCGAAUGUUUCAGUGAAGAAGUCAAAGCGAGAGACUUUGCCGGAGCUGGUGGAGCCGGAGAAGGUGGCGGAGGAGUCGAAUGAGUUCAUCAAGAAGUCCUUCUUCAGGAAGAUAGCACAUGUGCAGGAAGCUGAUCGCCAACAAGUCAUGUCUGAUCCCAUCAGAGGGGAUACUUACUCCAUGCACCCGAAGCCAUAUACAGAGUCGCUGAAAUCGGUGGGAGUGGAGGUGGAAAAUAAGCCGUUUGUUCAGCCACCACCGCUGAAACACUGAAGAUGUCGUUCCUGUGUUAUCUUUCACAGGGUGUUGUACACGUGGUUACUUUUUGGUUGAUUUUUUCAUGGUUCUAGUUGGGAUCAUAUGCCUGUAAAUAUGCAAAAGGUGUAUCUAUAUACUUG